GGUGGUUUGUUUCUCGGCGGAGGACUCUUCAGACUGUACAGUUCCGUCCAUUGAAAAGCCCUAGUUGUGGAUGAUUAUAAGCUGAAUUUGCUGCCACGUGGUGUUUGUGUUUUUGAUAUAAUCUCUCUGGUAUAGCAAGUUUGCUUUGUAAGCUAGCAGUUAACUUUUGUGAGUUUUCUUCAUUCAGCUGUGGCACAGACUCUAUACAGCUCGAGAAAACAGCUGCCUGUUGUUUCGGUGUAGAUAGUCAAAUUUGGUUGAAACCAGUGUUUAUUCGCACUUGAAAUCAUAACACACGCAGGUAUGGACGGAAUUGAACAAGUUUCUCCUACUGAGAUUUGUCCAGACCGAUCCCAGCUUGUGUCUGAAGAUGGGAAAAACACGAAGUCAGUUCUUUGCCAGUGGUGUGGUUCUAAAGUCUUGUGUCCGGGUACGGCGCUGUUUGCUGAAAAGGAGCUGUUUCUACCAUCGAUGCGGAAGAAGACGGAGUCAGAGAGUAUCGCCCUGACGGAAGGCAGUGUGGAUGGGGAAACGCUGACUGCGCACUGGCUGGUAGAUGACAUGUACACCUUUGAGAAUGUGGGAUUCACUAAAGAUGUGGGCAAGGUCAAAUACCUGAUCUGUGCAGACUGUGAGAUUGGGCCUAUCGGCUGGCACUGCCUGGAUGACAAGAAGAGCUUCUAUGUGGCACUGGAGAGGGUCAACCAUGCCUGAUGACUUUGUGGCAGACAGACCACAGCAUUGCAUUGUGGGGGGGGGGGGGGGCGUUAGUGUCAGCGGUGUUACAGCCACCUAAAAGCCUCCCACUGUGACUACUGUUGUACAGGGUUUUCACCUACUACUGUUGUGAUUAUGGGAAUGGCCUACUCUUCAGUCUCUCAGUGACCACAAGUCGCCUUUUACUGGCUCAGUGACUGGUGGUGGUCUGUGUUAGUUCUGAAGAAAAUAAUAUCUAUGUAACUCUUAAGUAUUGAUUUUGAGACAUGUUUUUUUCUUUCCAAAAAUAUUUCAGAAUCGAACCUUACACAAUUGAUUAACAUAACAUUUCUGCCCUUCCAUCAUUUCAAACGAUACAGGUACUUCAGGCUUUAGUAUAAUGUCAGUGACAACAUUGUUAGUCUUCACACAAUUCCUAAUAGAUUCUAGAACUUCCGUGUUUAUGUGCUCUUCUUCAAAAUCAAUCUAAUAGUCUUAUUUUGGCCUUUGUAGUCUGUUACGCAAAGCAAUCUAGAAAGGAAUAUGGGAAAAUUAUUACCACCUCCAAGAGGAAGAUGUUCUCCCAGGAUGCUCUGUGAAGAGGAUAAAGAGUGCACCCUGCUUUGGCAUUGGUGAUGUUGCAUUGUUGCUGAUACAACAGUGGGACUGACACAGUUAUAAUGAAUACUGAUGGGUUUAUGUCUUCAGUUGUAAUGAUGCAGCCGCACACUGACCCUCAACCCGCCUGACAGUGGUUUCCAUUCCCCUUCACUGAGUGCUUUCUGGCAGAUUCACCAUCACUGCCAACUCUGGAUUCCCAAUAAGGUGUAUGCCAUCUGCACUGGAAUAACAAAUUAAACUUUACUAAAAAAAAUGA
This is a messenger RNA of Paramormyrops kingsleyae, 1573 nucleotides long. RefSeq names its product RAB interacting factor (gene rabif). Gene Ontology annotation, biological process: post-Golgi vesicle-mediated transport; small GTPase-mediated signal transduction. Lineage: Eukaryota; Metazoa; Chordata; Actinopteri; Osteoglossiformes; Mormyridae. The record is from RefSeq and is a predicted model, not a curated record. Gene Ontology annotation, cellular component: cytosol; membrane. Gene Ontology annotation, molecular function: guanyl-nucleotide exchange factor activity; zinc ion binding.